Plasmodium adleri (nom. inval.) is the source of this 10035-nucleotide messenger RNA. Its product is annotated as conserved Plasmodium protein, unknown function. NCBI's taxonomy places the organism in Eukaryota, Apicomplexa, Aconoidasida, Haemosporida, Plasmodiidae. The transcript is spliced from 5 exons. The record is from RefSeq and is a predicted model, not a curated record. Bases 1 to 10035 code for a protein of 3344 amino acids.
AUGGAUUAUAGAUUUGUUUUGAAGCAACAGGAGUUAUAUAUCCAUAUAGAUAUGGAUAAGGAAAGAAUAGAAGGGAAUACUGUUAUGAACAUUUCUCUUUAUAUGCCCAUUUAUUAUUUAUAUGACGAAGAAGAUUUUAUUAAGAAUAAUUAUAAUAUAAAUAAGCUUAAAAUAAGAAAAGAAGAUAAAGAUAAGAAGAAACAGGUGAAAGAAAUUUUUUUAAAACAAGAUGUGUGUUACAAAAAAUUUUGUGAAAAGAAAAAAGAAAAGAAAUUAUUUGUAAUUCUUCAAAUUCCACAUAAUAUUAAUUCAAGUUCUUAUUACGAUAUAGAAUUAAAUAAUAAGGUACAUGAUAAAUAUUACAUAAUAUAUAAUAGUUCAAAUAGUGCUUAUUCAUAUGAUGAAGAAAAUAAUAUAAAUGAAGCAAAGCAUAUGAAUAAUUAUAACAAUAAUGAAAAUAUUAUGGUAAGAAAGAAUACAAAAAAAAAUGUUUCUUGUAAUAACGGAGAAGGUGAAUUAACUUUACAUCAUAAUUUAAAAGAAAAGGAUAAUAAAAAUAUAACAAAUUAUGAAAACGAUGAUACUAUUAUAUAUAAUAAUAAUAAUAGUAAUAUAACUUAUGAUGAAUAUAGAGAAGAAUAUAUGUCAGAAGAAAGAAAGAGUUAUGAAUUACAAGAUAGUUUUAAUAUUAUUGAUUAUAUUUCUUUAAAUAAAUAUGUGGAUGAAAAUUAUAUGAAAGAAAAUAAUUAUAUGUUUAUAAAUAUAGAUAAAGAAAUAUUGGAUAAAGAAAAAGAUAAAAAUUAUAAAAAUUUUCUUAAUUUUUGUAAUAGUAAUACAUAUGUAAUUACAAAUACAGAUGAAUAUAAUAUAAAAAUAAAUUUUGUUAUAGGUUUGAAAUUUUCUUUUUAUAAUUUAAAUUCGUAUUAUAAUAAAACAUAUUUUAAUAAAAAAAAUGAACAUGAUUUACUUAUUACUUUACAAAAUUAUUCAAAAGAAAAUACAUGGUUUCCAACACUCUCAAAAUUUGAUAGUAUAUAUUCAAAAUGUUCAUGGCUAGCCAUGUUUAAAAUUCAUAAACCAUAUUUUAUUAUUUCAUCCAAUACUUUAAUAGGUAUAUAUGAAGAAAAAUAUGAACCUGAAUAUCUAAAUAAAGAUGAAGAUAAGUGUAAAACGAUUAAUAAAAAAGAAAUUGAAAGGAAUUGUUUUGUUUAUAAAACAACAAAUAAAUGUGCAAAACUAUUCCCUCAUCAAAUUUGUGUAUAUGCUGGAAGAUUCGAUUUUCUACACUUAAAUAAUUUAAAUUUUAAAGGAUUCGAAAAAAUUAAUUAUGAUUUUUUAUAUAAAUAUGAAAAUAUGUACAAAAAUAACAAAAUGUAUAAUUCGACCGAACAAUUUAAUAAAUAUAAAUACAAAAAUUUUAAUUAUAAAAAUAAAUAUACUUUUUUCAAAGGAGAAAAAAAAAAAAACCAAAAUAGCUAUUUUGUUAGAAAUGACCUGAACGGGUCAGGCAAAAGAAAACGUACAAAUUCUCAACAUUUGUAUUAUGACGAUUCGGAUAGUUUGAAUGAGUAUGAUAAUAUGGAUAGUCGAAUGAAUGUGAAUAUAAAGAAUGAUGAUAAUAAUAAAACAAGUAAUCAUAAUAAUAAUGAUGAUGAUAAUAAUAAUAAAACAAAUAAUCAUAAUAAUAAUGAUGAUAAUAAUAAUAAUAAAACAAAUAAUCAUAAUAAUAAUGAUGAUAAUAAUAAUAAAACAAGUAAUCAUAAUAAUAAUGAUGGUGAUCCUUUUGAAAACAAUUUGUCGAAUGAUGAAAAAUAUAAUCAAAUGAAAAAAAGGAAAACAGAUAUGAGCUCAUUCUCUUUAAUUACAAACAACAGUUAUGAUAACCAAAAUGAAGGAACAUACAAUUAUAAUAAAAGGUAUGAUUAUAAAAAGAAAAUCGAAUCUUUUAUAAAUAUGGAUAAAGGCAAAUGUAAUAAUAUAAAAUAUAAGAAUUCCUUUGAACAUAAUAAGAAAGAAGUAGAUGGUGAUGAUGAAAUAACAUAUCAUUAUGAAAAGAUAAAUGAUAAAUGUGUUCCUAACAUUUAUAUUUUUUCUGUAAAGGAUUAUAAAAAUGAAUUAAUUUAUACAAAUCUUCAUAUAGGUUAUAUUUUAAGGAAUUUUAUAGAUAUUAGUAAGGAAGUUUUUCCUUAUGAUAAUUUAAUAAUAUUAUAUCUUCCUAUUGAAUUUAGUGAAUUACCCAAUUUUUUUUAUAAUUCAGAAAAUAUAGAAAGUUCUAUUAGUUGUCAUAUAUAUGAUGAUAUAAAGAAUGGAUAUAAUUUAUUUUCAAAUAGUAAUAUAUUAAAUUAUAAAAUUAUUGAACCAUAUAUAUAUAUGAAAAAUAAUAAGUUCUUCCUAUUUGGAAAUGUAAUCAUUUUUUCUACAAGCAUAUUACAUAAUAUAUAUGAUGUUUUAUUUAAUAUGAAUAUUUUUAGUUAUAAAAUAAUAAUAGCAGAAGGGUUAUUAUCUUUAUGUUUUCAAAAUUAUAUAGAUACUAUGAAAAAUGAAAAUAUUUAUUUCUUGUAUAUGCUUAAAAGUUUUAUGUUACAAAAAUUUAUUGAAACUAUGUUUGGAAUUGUUGAGAUAAAUGUUAUUUUUUAUGAAUUACGUGAACGUUAUUGUUCUUUAGUUGAACUUUUAGGAGAUAUUAAUUUAUAUCAUUCUUAUGAAGAAAAUAAAAAUAAUGUAUCACAAGAAUUUCCUAGUCAUUAUAUAUUUAAUAAUUUAUUUUAUAUUAAAUGCUUUUUAUGUGUACGCAUCUUUUUCAACAUACUUAAAAAUUUCAAUUUUUGUAGUACUAUUCAUCAAUAUUGUUUUUUUCUUUUCUUUAAUUAUUUUAAAAACAAGGGAAAGCUUAUACACUCAACAAAAUUUUGGAAAAAGGUCUUUAACGAAUGCACGAGGAGGUACAUAGAAAACUACAAACAAUUGCCCAAAAAUAAAUUCAAAAUAAAAAGUGCCGAUUUUAAUAUAACUAGCAGUGAACUAAAAAGUGAAGAACAUGAACAGUAUCAACUAUUUGAGAAAUAUUAUGUGGACUUUUUCAAAACAUAUAUUAAAGGAUAUGGUAUAUGUCAAUAUAUUCUUACUUUUAAUAUACAUUUACAAAGGAAGGGAACUUCAAUGGAUAAUUUUAAUUUUUUAUUUAGUCAGAAUUCAAUUAAUCCAUUUGAAUUUGUUGAUAAAAAUUAUCAUUCUAAUUAUUUUCUUGCUGAUCUUUCAUCUAUGAUCAUAUAUGAUUUGUUAGAACUUCAUUCGUAUCUAUCUAUAAAAAAUGGUACUGAAGAUAUUAUUAAAAAAAAGAACUUAUUAUGUGAACAUAUGGAUAAAAUAUAUUCUGAUAAAUUAUUAGAUGUUCCAUCUUCUGAUAUAUUUUAUAAUAUGGAAGACACAUAUUUAUUAUUUUUAAAAAAAAAUUUCUAUCAAAUCGAACAUGUUUAUGAUGCAUAUGAUAGAGAGAAAGUACAUAGAAAGUAUAUAAAAGUUAUAAAUAAAUAUAUAAUUAAAAGAAAUAAAAAUUAUGUUCUAAUAAAAAAAAGAAUAAUGAAUUUUAUGAAAAGUUCCAAUUUGCAUUUGUAUGGAUAUCUCAGAGAUGAUGUAAUAAAAAAUACAAAAUGUGAUAACAAAAUGCAAAAAAAAAAAAAAAAGGAUCAUGGUGUUAAUUCUUUAUCAAUCAAAUUAAUAAAUAAUAAUAUCCAUAUGAAAAGAGAAAGAGAAGAACAUGAUGAAUCGAUAGGUGUCUUGGGUUAUGAUCAAGAAUUAAAAAGAGAAUUACCCGACGAACAUAAUAAUAAUAAUAUUAAUAAUAAUAAUAAUGAUGAAUAUGAUAUAAACAAUUACAGUUAUGAAUAUCAAAAUUGUGCUUUUCCUACUCAUUCUAAUAAAAUAUAUCAAGACCAUGAUCACUUGUCAAUGAUUGAACCAAAUGAAAAGAAAGAAAAGUUGGUGAAUGAUAUAAAAAAAAAAAAUAAACGGAAAAAAAUUAUAUAUAUGCUUAAUAUACUACAGAUGAAUAAAAUUUUGAACAUGUUUAAAAUAAUAAUAAAAGGAAAAAAAGAAAAAAAGAUUCAAAAUUAUAUGUACAAAAAAUUGAAAAGAUGUAUGUCAGAAGAUAUUGAAAAAGAUGUUUUAAAAAGAAUGCAAAAAAAGAUGAAAAAAAUGUUAAUAAAAGAAAUAGAAAAAAAUAAAAGAAAAGAAGAUAUUGAUGGAACUUAUAUAAAAAAAAAAAAAAAAAAAUUAUCAUCAUUUUAUUCAAUAAAUAUAAGAAAUGAAAAAUUGAGAAAACGCAUGAGAAUUAAUAAAGGAUAUAUUUUAAAAAAAAAACAAGAAUUAAUUAAUUUGCCUUAUUCUAAUUUUGAUAGUUUAGAUUUAAUAGGUAGAGAUGGAAAUUUUUAUUUAGGAUUUGGUUAUGUGGGUUCAGAUGGUUUAUUAUUAAGUACAGGCAAAGGGAAUUUAUAUAAAAAUAUUAUAGCAUAUCAAAAAUAUAAAAAUUAUAAUAUAGAGAAAUUAAGUGAAAUUUGUAUAGACAAACAUAAUAUUUGUGAAUACAACACAUCUCCAUUUUAUACCAGUUGUAUAUAUCCUCAAUGGAAAACAAUAUUUCGUUUAUAUUAUUAUUUAUUAUUAUUGAAGAAAAUUGAGAAAAAGAAAAAAAAAUGUUUGACCUUUUCUAAUGACAUAAAUCAAAAAAGACAUGAUGUGCACAUCCUUGACUUGGAUGAUCAUACCUAUAAUUUAGAAAAGAAAAAAAAAAAAAAAUAUAAGCAAAAAAAAAAAAAAAAAAAAAAAAAAAAAAAAAGUGACAAUGUGAAUAUAAAUAAUGAUAUGGAGAAUUAUAAUUAUGAUAUGGAAUAUAAUAAUUAUGAUAUGGAAGAUAAUAAUUAUAAUAUGGAAGAUAAUAAUUAUAAUAUGGAAGAUAAUAAUUAUAAUAUGGAAGAUAAUAACUAUGAUAUGGAAUAUUAUAAUUAUGAUAUAACGCAAAAAACAAGUGAUGAUAAUCCUUCAUUAUAUCAACCUAAUAAUGAAGAUGACGACAAAUAUGUUAAUGGUCCUGAUGAUCUUUCUAAUAUAUAUCACGAAGAAUAUAAAAUGUUAGAAUAUUCUAAUAAAAAAGAAAACAAAUAUCCUACUGAUGAUAAUAAUUUGUCAAAUGAAAUGAACAGCGUGGAAGGUUUAGAUGUUUAUGAAAAAAAAAAUGAAUAUUAUAAUAAGCAUGAAUAUGAAGGUGAAGAUGAAAAUGAAAAUGAAUAUGAUGAUGAAUAUAUAUAUGAUUCAUAUAAACAAUAUGAUAGUUAUGAAUAUAAUUCUUAUGAUGAUGAAAAAAGGAAAGAUAAAAAGGUAAAAGAUAAAAUAAGAAAAGAAAAGAAAAAAAAAGAAAAAAAGAAAAAGAAGAAAAAGAAGAAAGAAAGAAAAAAAAAAAAAAAAGAGAAAGAAAAAUUAAAAAAUUUACAAUCUAUAUUAAAAAGUAAAGAAUUUGUUGAAAAUUAUUUAAAUCCAUGUGUAUUAAAUAAUAUACCUAUAUCAGUAGAUGAAUAUAAAUUUUUUUUAUGUUAUUUAAAAAUUGAAAUAAUAGAAGAUGAUGGAAUAAGAAUAGUAAAAAAAAACUUGAUUAAUAAUAUUACACCUACACGUUUUAGUGUUAAUGCUAGACCAGAAAAGGGUAGAAAAAAGGUAGCUUUUAAACAUGAAACUCUUUUUAUGAAUACAAAUGAAGAUAUAUUAAAUAGAAAUUCUUUAGAUAGAUCUGAUAAUUUUAUAAAUAAAACUGUAAAAUUUGUAGGAAAUACAAAUGAUAGUGAUAAAUAUAUGAUUGAAUAUUGUAAACAGAAAAUAUUGAAAAAAGAUAAAUCUUUAUUAUGUUUAGAUAAUAGAAAAUUAGUAGCCAAAAUUUGUAGUAAGAAUAAAAUACCUAUAUUAUGGAUUAGAAUAGAUAAUGAUUUUGUUUUAUUAGGUAGAAUAAGAAGAUCACAAAGUAUAAGCAUGUGGAUUCAACAAUUAUAUAAUGAUAAUAAUGUAUUAUCUCAAUUAGAAUCUUCAUUCGCUUUAGCUUUUAUUCCUUUUUUUUUUCUAAAUAAAAAUGUAUUCUCUAAUUAUAAUGAAUUGAAAGGUAUUUAUAAUAAUGCAUUUACUCAACCUGAUGAUAUAACUAGCAACAAUAUGAAUUAUAAUGAUGACACUUAUAAUAAUAAUUAUCAUGAUGAUGAUGAUGAUGAUAUGAAUAAUCAUAAUAAUAAUAUUAAUGAUGAUCAUAAUACAUAUGAAAGCAAAGACAAUAUUGCUGAAUCAUCUUUAAAUUUUAUUAAUUCAGUAUUAAAUAAAAAAAAAAAUAAAAAAAGUAAUAUGAAUCUAACAACAAAUACAAUGACAAAAAGAGCUUCUUCAAAUAUAAAAAUUAAUAAUAAUGUAAAUAAUAAUAUGAUAAUACAAAAUGAUAUGUUAAUAAAGCAAGGUAAUAAAAAAAACAAAAUUAUAAAUAAUAUGUUAGAUGGAGAUUUUAUGGGUACCACUGACAUAAAUAUGGAUCCUAUUACAAUGAAUAAUGAUGAUAACACAACAAACAGUAUUAUUUUUAAUAACAACAAUAAUAAUGAUAAUAAUAGUAAUAAUAAUAAUAAUAGUAAUAAUAAUAAGAACAAUAAUAAUAAGAACAAUCAUAACAAUAUAAACAACAACAAUAAUAAUAAUAGUAAUAAAAGUAGUAGUCUUAAUAGUGACAAUGAAGAAAAUAUACAUUAUUUAAAUUUUAAAGGAGGACAUAGAAACAAUCAUCAUAUUAUUAUUAAUAAUAAUAAUAAUAAUAAUUUUGAUAAUAAUAAUAAUAAAGAUGUAGAUUCAACACAAAGUAGUAGUAUUAGCAAUAUGUCUGAUAAUUAUGAUUGUAAUUAUUGUUCAUCAACAAUUAUUGAUUAUAAUGAUGAGAUGAAUAAUUCUCUUUUAAAUUAUUCUUCAUUUAGUUAUAAAAGAAAUAAUAAAUUUUAUAAAGAUAAUUAUAAAAAUAAUAUAUCUAUUAAUAAUAUACCUAUAAAUGUUGAAGUUAUUAAAUGUUUAUAUAAAUCUAUUUUAAAUAAUUGUCUUCAUUAUAUUGUAAGAAUUAGAUGUAUCUAUUCUUUAUGUUUUAUUCAUAAUAAAUAUAUAUAUACUCAAAAAAUUAUUCAAAAUUUAUUUCUAGAAUAUAUUCAUACUUAUUAUGAUAAUAAUCUUAAUCAAAAAAAAUUCUUACAUGCAUUUUAUAUUGCCUUAUCACUUUUAAGAAAUAAAAAAAACAAAACUCCAAAAAUUAUCAUCUUUCUCUUAUUAAAAAAAUGUAAAAACUUUGUCCUUUCUUUAAAUAUAAAUGAUAUAUAUUAUUUUAAUCACAAUCUAACAAAUUCUUAUUCUUUGGUUCAAUCCCAAAAAAAUUUUUCUAUUAACAAAUGUGACGACAUUCAAAUGUUUAAUGGAAUAACCAACAUGCAUGCGCAGGAUCUACAUCUUGAUUCAAGUGCACCUUUCAAUUGCAUAAAAAUAAUAAAUAAAAAAGAAGAUAAUAAAGAUGACAAAGAAAUGGAACCAUUUGAUAAUAGUAAAAAAUAUUUUCAUGAUAAAUCAUAUUAUAAUAAUGAUAAUAAUUUAAAUAUUUAUAAAAAAAAUAAAAACGGUUCAAAACAAAAUUGGGAUGAUCAUAAUAAAAAUAAUACCAUAGAUGAACAAUAUGAACCUCCAUGUGAUAUCAAAACUAAUGAUGAUAUAAUAAAAAAUAUAAUAAGAAUAACAGGAGGGAAGGGUUUAAACAAACAAACAAAAAAUGAAGAUAAUAAUAUUAAUAAUAAUAAUAAUAAUAAUAAUUUUUAUUAUAAGGACAACUCCACAAAUAAUCAUAAUAUUUAUUUUCACAAUUCCAAUAAUGUGUCAAAUAAAGAAAAACAAAAUGAUGUGCUUAAUAAUAAUAUAGAAUAUUUAUAUGACAAAAAAGAAAUUAUAAAAAAAGAAGAAAAUGAAGAUAUUAAAAUUAUUCUUGAGUGUUUAGGUAAUAUUAAAAUUAAAUAUGAAUAUAUGUUAGAUAAUUAUAAUGGUGUGCAGCAUAAAGAAAAUAUGUUUUAUAAAUAUAUUUCAUCCUUAAGAAAAGGGAAUAAUAAUAUAUAUAAUAAUGAUAUGAAAUAUAUAAAUAAUAAAAAUAAUAAUAAAUAUAAUACAAAUAAUAAAUAUAAUAAAUAUAAAAAAAAUAAAAGAAAUAAAAAAUGGAUAUAUGAUGCAUACGAUUUUUAUGAUAUAAAUAUAUAUGAUAAUAAUAAUAAGUUACAAAAUCAUUUUUUAAAAUUAAAAAAAAGUAAAAAAGAAUAUAUUCAAGAAUUAAUACAUUUAAUAUUUAUAAUAUUUCAAUUAAAAAAAUUAGCAUUAAAUAAACCUAUCAUAUCUGAUAGUAUCAUUAUUAUACUUAUUAGAUCUAUAUGUAGAAAUACAAAUUUAUUAUAUCUAUUUAAAAAUAAAUUAUUUUAUGAGAAUAAAGAUUUAUUUGAUAUAUGUGAAUAUAUUCUAUAUAAUCCAUAUAUAUUAGAAACAAGUUAUACUAAUAUAUUAAGAAACAAAAUUAAUAACAAUCAUAUAUAUUUAAUACAAAUUUUAAGGACCACAAUAUAUUUAAUAUUAAAAGGGGAUAUAAGAGUAUUUCAAAUAUUUUAUAUAUCAAAGAAAAAGAAAAAUAUAAAUGAAUACAACACAUCUAUAUUGAAAAAAGAUGAGAAAAAAAAAUGUAUGAUAAAAAACAAUAAGGAAUUUUUAUUAAAUUAUGAUGAAAAUGAUUUUUUUUCACAUUAUGAAGAUUUCUUUUUUUGUUCUACAUAUACUAAUUAUAUUGAAAAAAAAGUUAUUUGUAGUCAUCUUUUAAAUAUAUUUUCAGCCUUCCAGAUGUGUAAUGAAAUAAUUAAAAAAUAUAAAAAUGCAGAAUUAGAAAUGCAUAUAUGGAAUAAUAUAUAUAACAUGCUUUUAAUAUUUCAACAAAAAUAUCCUUUCUUUUUUUUACCUUUUUCAAAAAAUUAUAAUAAAUAUUUUAAAUAUUAUCAAAAAAAGAAAUAUACUAUAUUUCAAUUUUAUUAUUUAUUAUAUGGAUUGAAUAGAAUUAAUCAAUAUGAAAAAUAUAAUUUAUUAGAAAAAUAUCAAUAUGAAUGUGGACAUGAAUAUGAUCCUCUUAAUAGUGAAAAUAUAUUUUUAAAUAACAAUGAUAUUUACACUCAUCCACAUAUUAAAAAUAUUAUUAAUAGAAAAAAUUAUUGUCAACCAUUAUCAUAUAAAAAUAAUUCUUUUAUUAUUUAUAAAUAUAAUAUAAUUGGUUAUAUUAAAUUAAUACACAUAUUAAAAUCAGUUCCAAGCUCUAAGAAAUUAAAAAAAAAAAAUUUUGUGCAAAUAACUUAUAUUAAUUAUAUAGUUAAAUAUAUUCAUAUAUUUUUAAAAAAUUUAAUAAUUAAUAUAUCAAAUACAAAUAUCAACUAUUAUAAAAAUUCAAUCCUAUAUGAUUUGAAGAAUAUUUUCCUCUUCUUCUAUGGCUAUGGAAUACCUCCAUGUCACAUAAAAAACAACCCCCAAAUUUACAAGCCACACUAUAACCAGCUAAAUAAUAUGACAAGCAAGGGUGUACAAUUAAAUGAUCUCGUUCGAUUUUUGAGAACAUAUUAUGAUAACAACAAAUUACUUGAAUGGAAAUUAGUCGCUUCCGAGUUUGUUAACGUGUUGAAAAAUAUGAAGGAGCUCGAAUUUUUUGUUGACAGCCCAACAAUAUCUUUACACAAUUUUAAAUUUGAAAAAGAGAAUAUAUGGUUAACCCUGAUAAGUGCUAAACUAAGAAAUGAUAUUUAUAAAUUACCUAUGGACUUAAAAAGAGAUAUUGUUCUUUUAUUAAAAAAUAUUCGUUCAAUGGAUUUAUAUUUAAAUACAAAUAAUUAUGAAAAUGUUAAUAAUAUUUUUACUGUAUGUUGGCUUAUUAUUGUAAGAAUAUUUCAAAAUUAUGAAAAAAAUAAAAAUAUAUAA